AUGCAGCUCAAGCAGCUCAACGCCGUGCGCGCGGCCAGGCCGGCCAGCAGGGCCCGGGCCGUGGUGGUGAAGGCGAACAAGUCUGGCCAGGCUGCCGCGGCUGCCGUCAUGGCGACCUCUAUGAUUGCCGGGGCCGCCAACGCGCUCACCUACGACGAGCUGCAGUCGCUGACCUACCUCCAGGUCAAGGGCAGCGGCCUCGCCAACACCUGCCCGGUGCUGUCCAGCGGCUCCACCAACCUGAAGGACCUCAAGGCCGGCACCUACAAGCUGGAGCGCUUCUGCAUGGAGCCCACCGCCUUCAGCGUGAAGGAGGAGUCCCAGUUUAAGGGUGGCGAGACCAACUUUGUGGCCACCAAGCUGAUGACCCGCCUGACCUACACCCUGGACGGGGUGCGUGCAGUGCAUGUGGCGACAUGCGCGUGCGAGCCAUGCAUUGGGAGUCGCCGUCAGCAUUCAUGA
Messenger RNA from Monoraphidium neglectum, 462 nucleotides. RefSeq names its product Oxygen-evolving enhancer protein 1,chloroplastic. NCBI's taxonomy places the organism in Eukaryota, Viridiplantae, Chlorophyta, Chlorophyceae, Sphaeropleales, Selenastraceae. The record is from RefSeq and is a predicted model, not a curated record. Gene Ontology annotation, biological process: photosystem II stabilization; photosystem II assembly. The transcript is spliced from 3 exons. Bases 1 to 462 code for a protein of 153 amino acids. Gene Ontology annotation, molecular function: oxygen evolving activity. Gene Ontology annotation, cellular component: photosystem II oxygen evolving complex.